Messenger RNA from Striga hermonthica, 1326 nucleotides. Lineage: Eukaryota; Viridiplantae; Streptophyta; Magnoliopsida; Lamiales; Orobanchaceae. The record is from the annotation of a GenBank genome assembly.
AUGUUAAAUGAACCAGCUUUGAGUUUAGAGGUCGAGCCGGUUAAAUCCGAUAUCACCUCGUCCAAUGGAGAUUCAGCUCGAACUCGGGCUCAGCCCGAUUCAACCGGCUCCAGCUCGGUCCACCCGGUUCGGUCAAUCGAGGACGAGAAUCUCGAUUACGACAGCACGUCGAGCUUCGAGUUCCACAAGGGGGAUCACAAACCGCCACAUCAGCACAUGGCCGCCACACGGGCACUGAUGAGGCCCGUCUCGUCUAAAUGGAAUGAUGCAGAGAAAUGGAUCAUGAGCAGGCAAAAUGUUGCUCAGCCGAGUACUUUAAAAAGAUCGAAUUCACAAAAUCAGGGGAGUAGGCCUUCGGGCGGGAGCUUGGUACGGGUGGCGCCUGAGCUGGCGGGCCCGGAGGGGCGGGCUUCGGUUAAAAGGGUUGACUUUGUUCAGCCUGCCUCACAAACGGGCCUGUCUAAGUUCGGUUCGGGCCAUGCUGUGGAUUUGUGUCCCGAGAGUAAGGAUUUGAUGGAGGUGGAUGAUGUUGAUUCGGGCUUGACGAGCACCAAGAGUGUGACUGAUGAAAGUACUGCAGGUCCCGCCAUAAGAUCGGUGUCUAUGCGAGACAUGGGAACCGAAAUGACCCCUAUCCCGAGCCAGGAACCUUCUAGAAGCGCCACCCCUGUCAGCUCCACGACUCCUCUUCGCAGCCCGACUUCUUCCAUUCCGUCGACCCCCCGCCGGGGGGCGCCGGCCCCCACCCCUACAGAACACGAUAUUUGCAAUCAGACCCCUCAGGAGAAAACAGCCGAGCCCACCAACAGCAGAAAGGAAUUGUCCGAGCAGGAAAUGAAGCUGAGAACGAGAAGGGAGAUUGUGGCGCUCGGUGUCCAGCUGGGCAAGAUGAACAUCGCAGCAUGGGCCAGCAAGGAUGAGAAGGGUAUUUCUGGAAAUGAAAAUGUGGGUGAUGACGACGAUGAGGCCGAGCAGGUCGAGUAUGCGAAACGGGCAGCUGCAUGGGAGGAAGCUGAGAAGUCGAAACACUCUGCAAGAUUCAAAAGGGAAGAAAUAAGAAUUCAGGCAUGGGAAAGUCAGCAGAAAGCGCGGCUCGAAGCUGAAAUGAGGAAAAUUGAGGCCCAAAUCGAGCAAAUGCGAGCUCAAGCUCAAGCAAAGAUGGUGAAGAAGGUAGCACUGGCAAGGCAAAAGUCGGAAGAAAAACGGGCCUCGGCCGAAGCCAAGAAAAACCGACAGGCCGAGAAAACAGCGGCCCAAGCUGAAUACAUUCGCCAAACAGGCCGGAUUCCAUCUUCUUCUCCUUUUCACUGCUGUGGCUGGUUGUAA